AUGGCAAAGAACCUGAGUGACCACCUGCUGCACACCUUGGAGAGCCUGGUGGCCUAUGAUCUGGAGAAAUUCAAGUUCAAACUGCAGAAUGCCAACUUGGAUAAAGACCUAGAUCCCAUUCCUCAAGGCAGGCUUCAAAAUGCUGCUGGACCAGUGAAGCUUGCUACUCUUCUGGUCAACUCUUAUGGGGAAAAAUAUGCUGUGAAGUUGACCCUACAAGUGUUGCGAGCUAUCAACCAACAUCUCCUGGCGGAGGAGCUCAGCAAAGCAACUAGCCCAGAAUGUUUUCCUCAAGAGUAUGUCACAGAAACCUUGGAAGCCUCUGUUUUCUCAAGGGAAACAGGAUCUAAGAGACUGGAAACAACUGUUCCUUUGAAAAGGAUAAUAGAGAAUCCAGAUGCUGAUUUGCAGAGCCCAGAUGAAGUCAGCACAGCUGGGCUUCAGGUGCCAAUUUCAUCCAGCCAGAUGUAUGUUGAGCAAGAAUGUCAGAAGAAAUUCCAGAGGAACUGGGAAGAUCAGAGGACUUUCAAGGGCUCACAUCUGACAGAGGUUCAGCAGAGACCAAGGAGCCAGACUGUGAACAUACGUCCCAAAGGGACUCAGCUAACAUUCCGUCCUGUUUCUUCAGGAGACAAAGAACCUUCAUCUCCAGAAAGUGCUGUGACUUUAGAGAACAAAAUAGAUGGGAUUCUAGAAACAGCUAUUAAUUUAAAGAAAGUGGAAGCUAGAAAUUCAAAUGCAGCUCAACUUCUGGAGAGCCACCAGUAUGAGAAUUCAGAAGUUGCUGGCACUUUAGAGCAAAAAACAAACGGGAAUCCAAAGCUCUUCUUUUACUUGGGAGAAAGGGGAAUACCGAAGCAAGGAUUUGGUGUAUCUUUAGGAGAGCAAAACCACCCAAAUGAAAAAUCAGUAAAUAAUGGACCUGGGAAUCCAGAAGUUUCUGUGUCCUUGGGCAAGAAUGUGACACUUUCUAACUGCCAAGUCCCUGGGUCCCAGGAGGAAGAGAUACCUGGUCAUAUGUAUACUUCCAUGUCUUCAGGAAAGAAAGAACCUCAGAAUCCUGGAAACCAGUAUUUAAAAGAAGAUUGUGAAGAUGAGCUGAUGCUGAGCAAGACACCCAUUAAAGCCUUCAGCAUGCUGAAGAUCUCAGGAGCCCCUGUCAGAGCAGUGUCCCUGAGGAGAGUGCAGGAGUCAUGUUCUAUUUGUCAGGACAUGGUGAGAGAACCAUCGAGGAAUUCCUGUAUGCACCACAUCAGAUACCAUCACAAUGCUGGGUAUAAUGUCUGUCUCAAAUGCCAGGCCAUGUUUCCUAAGAAUUUCCAACACAGCAAGAGCCUAGGAAACAUACCCACUGACUUCCAGGAGCCAAUGCUAAACCCUCGUUUCCUGCCUCAUUGUGAACACCACCCAAAGCAGCUGCAACUGAUGUUCUGCAAGGAGCACGGAAAAACCAUUUGUUUCAACUGCAGUAUGUCCCCGGAGCACAGAGGUCACCGAAUACUUCCCAUAGAGGAGGCUGCUCAGAGCUACAAGGAACAAAUUCAGAGUCGUCUGGAGCAACUUAAGAAAGUAAGAGAAACAGCUGAAGAGAAGAAAUCACAAGGAAAUGAGACGAUGGCAGCCUUCCUGAGUAAGACAGAAACUCAGAAGGAGCAGAUUAUGUCCCGACUGGAGCAGGUGCAUCAGUUUUUAGUGGAACAAGAGCAACUCUUUCUGGUCUGGUUGGAAGAACUAUCCGGAACCAUCUUCAGGAGCAAGGAAGAGUACGUCAUGAAAGCAUCCAAGGAAAUCUCCCUUCUUGAAGAGUUGAUGGGGAAGCUGGAAGAAAAACAGAAACAGCCAGCAUGGGAACUCCUGCAGGACAUCAAAGUCACCCUGAUGAGGGCAGAAUGGGUGAGUCUCCCUAAGGAGUGGACUGUGUCUCCUGAGUUGAAAGAGAAAAUCCACACUCUCUUCUGGAAAUCAGAGUGUGUGCAGAAGAGCAUGAGGCGGUUCAUAGAGAGUCUGCAAUCAGAAAUGGAAACAUUCAAAAUUUUACAGCUGAGAGACGUCCAGUUACAUGCAGCUAAUGUGACUCUGGACCCAGAAACAGCUCAUCCCAAGCUUAUCAUAUCUGAUGAUCAGAAAAGUGUGAGUCUUGGAAAGAAAUGUCAAAAGUUGCCUAAUGGCCCACAAAGAUUUGAUGAUUCUGUCAUCGUUCUGGGAUCUCCAAGUUUUGUCUCAGGGAAACGGUAUUGGCAGGUAUAUGUGGGAGACAAGACCAUGUGGACAUUGGGAGUUUGCAAAAAUUCUGUGAACAGAAAGGGGAGCACAGCCUUUUCACCAGGAAAUGGGUACUGGUUGGUAAUGAUGACGAAAAAGAAUGAGUACAGUGCCUCCACCAUUCCACCAACCCCUCUUUCUCUUGGGGAGCCCCCCAGAUGUGUGGGAAUUUUCCUGGACUAUGAAGCUGGAGAUAUUUCCUUUUACAAUGUGACUGCCAAGUCCCACAUCUACACCUUCCCUUUCUCCAGUUCUUCCUCUGAUGCUCUCCGACCUGUCUUCAGCCCUGGAAUGCAUGAUAAAGGCAAAAACACAGAUCCUCUGACCAUCUGUCCAGUGAGUAGGUAGAAAUAAAAAAGUCUAGUAUCCAUGCUAUGGAACAUGAACCAAUUCUGGAGAUCUCGUGCUCUCUGUAACAUUUUAUACUUCAUUAAUGGAGUAAAUAGACAUAUCUUACUCUGUAUUAUAUUUUAUCCCUGUGCUUGCUUUUAACCUUUCUAUUAGACCAUAAACUCUUUCCUGGUAGGAAUGCUGUCCUAUUCAUCUCUGUAUUCCUUAUAGCCCUAUGAAUAAAGACUUGU
Molecule: messenger RNA, 2843 nt
Organism: Dromiciops gliroides (monito del monte)
Lineage: Eukaryota; Metazoa; Chordata; Mammalia; Microbiotheria; Microbiotheriidae
Gene: MEFV
Product: MEFV innate immuity regulator, pyrin
Exons: 10
Coding region: 1-2610 (869 amino acids)
Molecular function (GO): protein binding; zinc ion binding
Source: RefSeq, a predicted model, not a curated record